AUAUUGCAAGCAGAUGAUUUCUAAAUUUCUAAUUGUAAUUGUGGCAACGUAGCCAAAAGCACACGCUAUGGCCAGGGAUCGAAUCAAUUGAUAAGCCACGAUAAACACAUACACACUCACACAUAUAUAUACUUAAAUUGUUAUUCGAUGACGAUGGCGCUGAUAAGCAUUCAGUGGCACUGAACAAUUCCCAAUCGGGCCGAAAAAAUAACUAAAAAUCCACUGCCAAAACGUGAACCUGUAAAAGACAAGCAACCAGUUAAGAGAUAAGUAUUAAAGGAGCACCAUUGAUCCACUGAUCCACUGACCUGGCUACUGGCUAUGGAUGUAAUUCAGCGUGCUUUGUGGACAGCAUUGAGUGCCUUGGCGCUGCUCUAUGCACUGAUCAAAUUCCGUCUGGGGUAUUGGAAGCGACGGGGCAUUCUACACGAGAAACCCAAGCUGCUGUGGGGCAACAUCAAGAGCGUGUUGGCCGGUGGCAAGCGACAACAUGUGAGUGCCACGCUUCAGUGCAUCUAUGAGGGGUAUAAGGGACGAGCGCCCUUCAUUGGCUGCUAUGCGCUGCUCAAGCCAUUUGUAUUGCUGCUGGAUCUGGAGCUGGUGCGGCAUGUGCUGCACACACAUGAUGGUUACUUCACCAGUCGUGGCCUGUAUCACAAUGAGAGCGGCGAACCCUUGUCCGGCAAUCUCCUCCAGCUGGACGGGCACAAGUGGCGCACGCUGCACUCGCAGUCCAGCUGCGUGUUUACGCCCAUCAACAUGGAGAAGCUGCUGCCCAGGCUGCUUGAUGUGGCCAAGAGUUUCCAGCGCCAAAUGGCCGAGGCGGAGCAACUAAGGAACGUGAAUGUUAGCCAACUUGUGGAUAACUAUAAUGUGCAAAUGAUUGCCGCGCUGGCUUAUGGCUUGGUCGGGCAGGAUGUGUCGCAGUUUCACGCGAUGACCAGCAGCUAUUGGAGCAACUGGAGUCUGUGGCGCGCCUAUUUGUCGCUGGAGUUUCCACUGCUCGCCCGUUUGUUGCAGCACAAAAGCUACGCCGAACUGGCAACGGAUUACUUUCUGCAACAGACGCAGAUGCAGUUGAAGGAGCAGCGGCGCCGGGAUCGUCAGCCACUGCAGAACUUUAUGCAGCUCUACUCGCGCACGGAGCCAUCGCUGCGAGAUGAGCAGAUUGCGGCGCAGGCUUUUGGCUUCAUAUUGGCCGGGCUGACACCGCUAAAUGCCACCCUCGGCUUCUGUCUGUAUGAGCUGGCACUGCAGCCGGAGCUGCAGGAACGCGUCCGCUCCGAGAUUGAGAAGACGUUGCUCCAACAUAAUGGACAAAUAACAGUUGAGUUGCUCAAGGAGCUGACGUACACGACUCAAGUCUUGAAUGAAACGCUUCGCUUGCAUACGCCUUAUCCCUUUCUGCUGCGACGUGCUACCAGGGAAUUCGAGCUGAAGGAGUCGGUGUUUGUGAUUGCGCGUGGCAACAAUGUGAUUAUACCCACAGCAGCCAUCCAUCGAGAUCCCGCCAUCUAUGUGGAUCCACUGAAAUUCGAUCCGGAUCGCUUUGAGGCGGCUGCGAUGCGUGCUCGCCCCGCAAUGUCAUUUCUGCCCUUUGGCGAGGGUCUUCGCGGUUGCAUUGCCAAGCAGUGGGCGCAACAGCAGCUGCUGGUUGGCCUCGUCAUCUUGUUGCAGCAACACAAGUACGCCCCCUGUGCCGAAACACAAAUUCCCAUGCAAUAUGAUGAUGGCAAAUUGUUGUUAAUGCCAAAAACUGAAAUACAACUCAGUGUGGAGCGGGUAGGGUAGUUAUAAUUGUUUCUCUGGUACUUUUAAUGUUUUUCUUUGUGUUUUUGUGUACAAAACGCUUAUUUUGUUUGUUUUAUGUAUUUUUAUAUGCGCACUUUUUAUUUAUUUUGUGAGCACUAGGCUUGUGUGAUAUGCUGCUGACGAUGAUACCUUAAAUUUUGUAGCUUGUAAGUUUGUCGAAAUGACCCACAUCAGAAACAAAUUAUUGAACAAAUAAAUAUCGUAAUUGUUAUUAAAUCGGAAAAGAAA
Messenger RNA from Drosophila grimshawi, 2040 nucleotides. RefSeq names its product probable cytochrome P450 6u1 (gene Cyp6u1). The transcript is spliced from 3 exons. Bases 322 to 1791 code for a protein of 489 amino acids. The record is from RefSeq and is a predicted model, not a curated record. Gene Ontology annotation, molecular function: monooxygenase activity; oxidoreductase activity, acting on paired donors, with incorporation or reduction of molecular oxygen; iron ion binding. NCBI's taxonomy places the organism in Eukaryota, Metazoa, Arthropoda, Insecta, Diptera, Drosophilidae.